CCACCAUUCCCCUUUCUUCCUAUAUGUGUGUAUCGGGGCUUGGCUAUAAAACUAAGGCCCUUUGCCUGUGUGUUUCGCAAUUGUUGCAAGUCCUUCAUCACAAUGACUUUAAACUGUCUGACUUCCCUGUUGGUAGUGGUGGUGCUGAUGUCGACAUUUCUUCCUGCUGCACCAAAUCAAGUUCCUGUUCCACUGGAGAACCCUCGAGAUUCCGAAUUAAUAGUUGAGGUUAGCAAAAUUUUAUGUCGUGGUCGCAUCAAAGUGCUCUUCGUCUAUUUUGAGAAUCAGUUAACACACGAUCACUCCGGCGAGAUAUUACGUGAGGUGACCAAGUGUGAUAUAUCCUACAUAUCUCUCCGCAAAAACUUUCGUCCGCUAGAGGCUGUGAAGGAUGACGGUAUAUUGAUGUACAUGGUCAUGAUCAUUAAGGAUAUUUCGCAGCCUCUGAAGCUAUCGCUAAUUAACAAAAAAUCUGCUGCCAAGCAUCUGUCGCACGUCAUAUUACUUGUCCGGGAUUCCACGAAACUUUCGUUGGGUUGGAUGCGAGCCAGCUUUCGGCAAUUCUGGACCAUUUGGCUACUGAAUAUUGUGAUCAUAUUUUGGCGUAAUGAUCGUCUGCAUGUGUAUCGCUACAAUCCCUUUACGAACGACUUUCUGUUGCAGCUGCCCUUGAAGCGGGGCGAACUGCCCACAAUGGGGCAACUGUUUCCCACAGCGAUACCAAAUAUGCAUCGGAAACCAUUGCGAAUGUGUCUCUACAUGGAUGAGGUACGAGCCGUCUAUGGUCCGAAUGGCCAAGUUAUGGGCACUGAUGGUCUGCUCUCCGAUUAUAUUGCGGAACGUUUAAAUGCCACUCGAAUCAUCACGCGACCGAUAACAUACUCAAUGCACAAUCAGACAGCUGACUUGUGUGCUGUAGAGAUUGCCAAUGAGUUCGAUGACAUCGCCAUGAACAUUCGAUUUCUUGCCCCGGGCACCUUUCAGAAGAGUGCCGAGUGGACAGUUGCCCACAGCCGCGAUGAUCUGUGCGUGAUUGUGCCCAAAGCCAAGUCAGAGCCAAUCUUCUGGAACAUAUUUCGUUCGUUUGGUGCUCUGGUUUGGUUAUCGAUACUGAUCUCUAUGAUUCUGGCGAAUGUCUGCUGUUAUGCUCUCAACCAGGAACGCGAUAGAUGGCUGCCACUGCAGCUCUUCUGCUGCAUCUUGUCGCAGCCCGUGUGGCACACGCCGCGCAAUAUUUCGCUACGUGUCUUUCUCGUCUUUUGGCUGUACUUCGCCAUGCUCAUCUGCAAUGCAUUCAAGUGCAAUCUGACCAGUAUGUUGGUCUAUCGCAAGCCGCUGCCGGAUAUCAAUGAUCUUGGUUCGCUGGCUGCUUCGCCGUAUAAGAUACUCGUGCGUCCGGUUCACAUGAAGCAUAUUAAGCAGUUCCUGAAUAAUGGUCACCAGUAUGAGGCUCAGAUUUGGAAGCUUAUGGUUGUGGUGCCCGAUCGGUUACUUCUCAACAAUUUAAAUCGCAACGUACGCUCAUUUGCCUAUCUGGAGAAGUAUCACAUCGCCAAGUUUCAGGUGAAUGCCCGACAACAUAUGCACACGGGACGUCCCGUGUUUCAUCUGAUGAACAGUUGCCUGGUGCCAUAUCAUGCUGUCUAUACUGUGCCAUAUGGAUCACCCUAUUUGGGAUUCUUCAACAAACUCUUGCGCAGUGCCUAUGAAUUUGGAUUCGAGCGUUAUUGGGAUCGCAUCAUGAAUUCAGCAUUCAUUAAGUCCGGAACGAAAGUACAUCGCAGUCGACGGAGCAACAACGGCGACGAUCCGGUCGUACUUAAACUGGAGCACUAUCACGCCGUGUUCUUUCUUUGGGCCAUUGGCGCUCUGUUGUCGUUUUUGGGGUUCUUAUGGGAGUUGCUAGCUCGAAACUAGGCCAGAACAAAACACAAAGCACAAACGCUAAGCAAGGCAAACAUGCUAUUUUUGACAUACGAACAUACAUUAUGUAUUUAUAUUACCU
Messenger RNA from Drosophila nasuta, 2005 nucleotides. RefSeq names its product Ionotropic receptor 85a (gene Ir85a). Gene Ontology annotation, molecular function: ligand-gated monoatomic ion channel activity. Lineage: Eukaryota; Metazoa; Arthropoda; Insecta; Diptera; Drosophilidae. Gene Ontology annotation, cellular component: membrane. The record is from RefSeq and is a predicted model, not a curated record.